AUGGCGGCGAGCACAGGUUACGUGCGGCUGUGGGGUGCUGCGCGGUGCUGGGCCCUGCGGCGGCCGCUGCUGGCCGCCACCGGGAGGCGGGCCCCGUCCGCGUCCGGAGCCUGGUUGCCCAGAGGCCGGCGGGCCUGCGACGCCUCGCCUCCUUGGGCGCUUUGGGGCCGAGGCCCGGCGGCCGCGGGCCAGCGGCGAGCGCUGUGGGAGGGGAGCAACCGCGGCCACGGGUCUUUCUCGGGCGGCGAGGACGCCUCGGAAGGUGGCGCAGAGGAAGGGUCUGGGAGCCCGGGGGGCAGCUCGGGCGGCGGGGAAGGGCCGGUCAUAACGGCACUCACGCCCAUGACGAUCCCGGACGUGUUCCCGCACUUACCGCUCAUCGCCAUCACCCGCAACCCGGUGUUCCCGCGCUUUAUCAAGAUCGUGGAGGUUAAAAAUAAGAAGUUGGUUGAGCUGCUGAGAAGGAAAGUUCGUCUGGCCCAGCCAUAUGUUGGCGUGUUCCUAAAGAGAGAUGACAACAAUGAGUCUGACGUGGUGGAAAGCCUGGACGAGGUCUACCACACGGGCACCUUCGCCCAGAUCCAUGAGAUGCAGGACCUCGGGGACAAGCUGCGCAUGAUCGUCACGGGGCACAGAAGGAUUCGCAUCAGCAGACAGCUGGAGGUGGAGCCCGAGGAGCCUGAGGCGGGCAAUAAGCAGAAGCCGCGCAGGAAGGCCAAGCGCGGCAAGAAGGAGGCGGAGGAAGACCCAGCCGCCAAGCUGCAGCUGGAGGUGGCCAUGGAGCCCGCCGAUGCCCCCAGCGAGGUGCUCAUGGUGGAAGUGGAGAACGUGGUCCAUGAAGACUUCCAGGUCACUGAGGAGGUGAAGGCACUGACUGCUGAGAUUGUGAAGACCAUCCGGGACAUUAUCGCCUUGAACCCUCUCUACAGAGAGUCGGUGCUGCAGAUGAUGCAGGCAGGCCAGAGGGUGGUGGACAACCCCAUCUACCUGAGCGACAUGGGGGCCGCGCUCACGGGGGCUGAGUCCCACGAGCUACAGGACGUGCUGGAGGAGACUAAUAUCCCCAAGCGGCUGUACAAGGCCCUCUCCCUCCUGAAGAAGGAGUUUGAGCUGAGCAAGCUACAGCAGCGCCUGGGCCGUGAGGUGGAGGAGAAGAUCAAGCAGACACACCGCAAGUACCUGCUGCAGGAGCAGCUGAAGAUCAUCAAGAAGGAGCUGGGGCUGGAGAAAGAGGACAAGGAUGCCAUCGAGGAAAAGUUCCGGGAGCGGCUCAAGGAGCUGGUGGUACCCAAGCACGUGAUGGACGUGGUGGAUGAGGAGCUGAGCAAGCUGGGGCUGCUGGACAACCACUCCUCGGAGUUCAACGUCACGAGGAACUACCUGGACUGGCUCACGUCCAUCCCGUGGGGCAAGCACAGCGACGAGAACCUGGACCUGGUGCGAGCGCAGGCCGUGCUGGAGGAGGACCACUACGGCAUGGAGGACGUCAAGAAGCGCAUCCUGGAGUUCAUUGCUGUCAGCCAGCUCCGAGGUUCCACCCAGGGCAAGAUCCUCUGCUUCUACGGCCCCCCUGGCGUGGGCAAGACCAGCAUCGCCCGCUCCAUCGCCCGCGCCCUCAACCGCGAGUACUUCCGCUUCAGCGUGGGCGGCAUGACCGACGUGGCUGAGAUCAAGGGGCACAGGCGGACCUACGUGGGGGCCAUGCCCGGGAAGAUCAUCCAGUGUCUGAAAAAGACCAAGACGGAGAACCCCUUGGUCCUCAUAGAUGAGGUGGACAAGAUCGGCCGCGGUUACCAGGGCGACCCGUCGUCGGCGCUGCUGGAGCUGCUCGACCCCGAGCAGAACGCCAACUUCCUGGACCACUACCUGGACGUGCCGGUAGACUUGUCCAAGGUGCUGUUCAUCUGCACGGCCAACAUCACGGAGACCAUCCCCGAGCCGCUGAGGGACCGAAUGGAGAUGAUCAACGUGUCGGGGUACGUGGCCCAGGAGAAGCUGGCCAUUGCGGAGCGGUACCUGGUGCCCCAGGCCCGCGUCCUGUGCGGCCUGGACGAGACCAAGGCCAAGCUGUCGUCGGAGGUGCUGACGCUGCUCAUCAAGCAGUACUGCCGGGAGAGCGGCGUGCGCAACCUGCAGAAGCAGGUGGAGAAGGGGCUGCCCGCCCGGCUGACCCCGACCCCUGCCCUGCAGGCGAAGCGCGCGGGCAUCACCUGCAUCGUGCUGCCGGCCGAGAACAAGAAGGACUUCUACGACCUGGCGGCCUUCAUCACCGAGGGGCUGGAGGUGCACUUCGUGGACCACUACGACCAGGUGUUCAGCAUCGCCUUCCCCGGCCCCGAGCGGCAGGCCGAGGCCGAGGCGCUGGCCGUGGAGCGGUGAUGGCCGCAGAGGCCCAGGGACACUGACGCCGGCCCCCGAGGGGCCGCGGCCCCGACACACGGCGCCCAAUCAUGGCGCGGCGCGCCCGGGCCCUCGUAUUUAAUCAUGAGUAAAGACGC
Messenger RNA from Dipodomys ordii (Ord's kangaroo rat), 2498 nucleotides. RefSeq names its product lon peptidase 1, mitochondrial (gene Lonp1). The record is from RefSeq and is a predicted model, not a curated record. Gene Ontology annotation, cellular component: mitochondrial matrix. Bases 1 to 2379 code for a protein of 792 amino acids. Gene Ontology annotation, molecular function: ATP binding; single-stranded DNA binding; serine-type endopeptidase activity. Gene Ontology annotation, biological process: protein catabolic process; chaperone-mediated protein complex assembly; mitochondrion organization. The transcript is spliced from 15 exons. NCBI's taxonomy places the organism in Eukaryota, Metazoa, Chordata, Mammalia, Rodentia, Heteromyidae.